Homalodisca vitripennis (glassy-winged sharpshooter) is the source of this 330-nucleotide messenger RNA. RefSeq names its product extensin-like. NCBI's taxonomy places the organism in Eukaryota, Metazoa, Arthropoda, Insecta, Hemiptera, Cicadellidae. The transcript has a single exon. The annotation marks the transcript as partial. The record is from RefSeq and is a predicted model, not a curated record.
GGGCCGCCCAAACACCUACGCGAAAUAACCCAGCCUGGCAGACUAGAGAAUACUCCUUCCCGCGAAACCACUCAAACCUUGCCUGUUCAACCUACAACACAGACCCCUACAACGAGCCAGACACCCACUCGCCGCAAAGGAACUACAUCCCCCACCCCGCCACGACAAAUAAAAAAACUAACCCGCUACAAGAACCUCCCGCCCCCACUUCCAUCCCCUUCCUCCCCACCCUUGGCGCCGACCACCCCUAUCACCUUCCCGCCACCCACCACCCAUCCUCCCCGCUCCACACGAACACUCCCCUACCCACAACUCCCCACACACACCUAA